Molecule: messenger RNA, 2191 nt
Organism: Centrocercus urophasianus (Greater sage-grouse)
Lineage: Eukaryota; Metazoa; Chordata; Aves; Galliformes; Phasianidae
Product: arylacetamide deacetylase-like 3
Exons: 6
Coding region: 1009-2157 (382 amino acids)
Cellular component (GO): membrane
Molecular function (GO): carboxylic ester hydrolase activity
Source: RefSeq, a predicted model, not a curated record
UUUCCCUAAUAUCCAGCCUGAUGCAACUUGAAGCCAUCACCUCUGGUCCUAUCACUGUUACCUGGGAGAGGAGACCAGCCUCUGCCUCUUGGUCAGUCCUGGCUUUUUGCUUGUUUGUUUUUAACUAUCCCUGUCUGAUUCACACCUGUACUUAUGAAAACAGAUUUCAAGGUACACAGCAGUUCCUGAUGAGGGAAGGAGGGCAGCAGCUACAUCUGCACCUCCAGGCUGCAGUGCAGACACAGCAUUCUCCCAGUCCCUCUCCUUUCCUAAAGGAAACAUGCAGACUAAAGGAGAGAUGCACAGCUCAUAUUCAGUUGUGCUGCUCCUCCUUGCUGUGGAGGCACAGCCUUUGAGCAGUACUCAUCUUACCUCAAACAGGGUCAGCAAAAGGCAGCACAGAAGUGGCUUCAGAAAGCACAUGAGAUGACUUGGCAAACAGAAAGCCACUGGGGUGAAGCAGAGCUCUUCCCACCCCAAGUCCCAAAGCAGGGCAGGCCCAGGUCAUGGAGGUGAGUCCCCCUCCAGCUGCCCCUUCUCCCCUCCAGCCCCAUGGUUCGGGCACAGCUCCGGGCCCCACAUAGCAGCAGGUGCCCAUUCCCACAUCCCAUCUCACCUUCCUGGCUCCUCGCCUGGCAAAUUCCCGGGCCAGUUGGCGGCCGAUGCCACGUCCCCCACCUGUCACCAGCACGGUGUCCCCAGACAGGUCCCGUAGUUUGGGUGGCAGCAGAGCACAAACGGCAGCUUUCAGCACCAGGUAAAGCAUCUGCAUGGGGAGCAGCAGCACAGCGCCCAGCCAUUUCCAAACCAUCCUCUUGUUCCGGGUGAUGGGUGGCAAAACUCUCUUCCAACCCUUCACGAGACCAAGGGAACAGAGAUGGAAAGCCAGCACCCUUCAUGCACCCGCAGUUUACAGGAUGCCAGAAGAUCCUCAGCGAUGUCAACUUCACACUGCUGGUUCAGUCAGGCUGGUUUUGAUGAGUGUGCUGCUAAUAAGAGCGUGCCAAAAUGAAGCCAACCCCAGAGGCAAAAAUUCCUCCUGAAGUUGACCAGCCAUCAAAGCUCAGCUUCUAUAAUUGGCUUUUUACUAUGGUUGAAAUUCUGGCAAAUAAGUCAGCAAGUUUGGGUAUCUGCAAGAAGCACGUACUUAUCAGGAUGUUUUCUAACGGACUGAGGGCAUGGAGGGCUUCAGAGCUCCUCAUAAAGGAUCUGCACUUUGGUGAGGUGCCAGUGAGGAUCUACCUCCCAAGAUCACCAUCUGCCAGCAAACGGAGGGGAGUCGUCUUGUUCCAUGGAGGAUGUGGGAUGUACGGAAGCAUAAAAAGCCAUGAAAGAAUAUGCCAGCACAUAGCCAAAAAGUCUGAUUCCGUGGUGGUGUCAGUCGGGUACCGCUUGGCUCCUGAGCACAGUUUCCCAACCCAGAGCUUGGACUGUGUCACUGCCACCAUCCACUUUUUGAAGACUGCCAAGAACUAUGGCGUGGAUCCCCAUCAGAUCAUUGUAUGUGGGGACAGUGCAGGGGGCACUUUUGCAACAACUGCUUGCCAAGAACUUGUGAACAGAACAGACAUCCCGAAGAUACGUGCCCAGAUCUUGAUCUAUCCAUUCCUCCAAAGCUUGAACUUCAACCUGCCGUCUCACCAGAAGAGUGCUUCCAUUGGCUUGCUGUCCCUGGAACGGAUGGUCUGUUUCAUUCUGAUGUACCUGAGAAAGGAUUGCUCUUUGAUGGAAGCUGUCUUGGCGGGUUCUCACGUUCCUGAGAGCAUGAAUUUGAAAUAUGGGAAAUGGAUAGAUCCAGCUCUUAUCCCAGAGAAAUUUAAACAGGACUACAAGCCACCAUUACCUGCCUCAUACAUACCCCAGGUCCAUGAGGAAACGAAAGAAAUGUUUGAGACAAGGUUUUCACCACUCUUAGCAGAAGAUGCUGUUGUUGGCUGCCUACCUGACACCUGUAUUAUCACCUGUGAGCACGAUGUGCUCAGGGAUGAUGGGCUGCUGUACAAGAAGCGGCUGGAAGACAACAAUAUCAAGGUGACCUGGCACCACAUUGAAGAUGGCUUCCAUGGUGUGCUGUGCUUUUUGGGUUAUGGCAUUUUCUCUUUUCCCUCAGCAAGUAAGAUAAUGGAUCACAUUGUAAACUUUAUAAAAGGCUGUUAAAAAUGUCUCCUUCAAUACACUGAACUACUAUGCA